This is a messenger RNA of Trichoderma atroviride IMI 206040, 1967 nucleotides long. RefSeq lists its product as uncharacterized. Lineage: Eukaryota; Fungi; Ascomycota; Sordariomycetes; Hypocreales; Hypocreaceae. The record is from RefSeq and is a predicted model, not a curated record.
CGUGUUUUGGUUUGGUUUUUUGGUCUGUUGUUGUUUGGUCGUACCACCAUUGUUUUGGAGUGCCGAGAGCGAGUGAACAUCAUCCCUCGCUGGUGGUGGCGGCAGAGACGAGAGAAAACAACGAGGCCCUUGAUGUCGGAGAUGAACGCUGUCUGAUUGCUUGACUUGUCCUUUUAUUUGAUACCGUCACUCAGUCGUCAACACCGCAAAUCAGACAUCUGCGGCCGACGCUCCUUUUCCUUUGGAUCACUGAUCCUUGAUCCCCGUCGUCUCUCCGUUAUUUGCGUUCAUACCCACCUGCUUCACCCGCUCGCCUGCAAUGGGCCCCCCGAAGACGAGGGGCCUCACGGCGCCGCAGAACCGCAGUCGCUUUCACGAGGGUUCCAUGAAUGACCGCGUGUCCGCCGUGCCGCCAGACUCCUUCCUUGGUCCUGGGGAGAUUGAAUCGCUGGAGAGACCACUCGAGUUGGAACUGGAGCAGCAUCAGUUAAAUCUACGAAACGCUCGCCGGUCACAAGAUACCCAGCGUCAGCUUCAGCUAUGGCUGUCUCAAGCUCCAAGCAUUGCACCAAGUGUCGCUCCAAGUGUCGCUCCGAGCACUAGCACGUCUUCUCCGUCGAAAAAGGGCAUGCUGGGCAAAGUCUGGGAUGGCGUUCGAGGUCGGCUCCAGCUCAAAAAAGAAGCCCCCUCCCCUGAACAGCCAAAGAAGAAGGCCGAUUCCCCGCCCAAGAAGCCCGCAACAGCAAAUAUUUACGACGACAGGCCCACUAGAGAAGAGGCCUUGGCGAGUUAUCAUUUGCUGGUUGAGUCGGGCUUCUUCACUUCUCAUGCCAUUCAGUCUACCCGACAGCCUCCUCCGCCCGGUUUUGCAAAGCGACCAGCAACCAGCGCCAGCCAUCAGAUGCUUUCUGUCCCGACGAAUUUGUCAACGCCGCCGCGAGGACGACAGGCUCUUCAAGCUCCCCCUCCAUUGCCUCCGCCUCCGAAAUUUCCUCUCAACACUACCCCUAAAACACCUAAAACGCCCCGGAGUACUAGGAGUAAUAGGACGUCUUUGGGCGCCAUGACCCCGGCGAGUGCUGAUUCGAGAGGCACUAAACGGACUGUAAAUGAAAGCACCAACAACAACGAUAUCCUGAUCCACCAGGACGAGAGGGAUGAUAGGGAUGAGAGGAGCAAGCCCACCGAAGUUCCUAGAGAAGCGCGCAAGAAGAUCCGUAAGAGUACUUCUAAAGAUUUCACUAUUCCCGUUCUUCGUACCGUUAAAUCAACGCGGAAACUCGUGGCUAGCCGAUCAAAUCGUCGAAAAAGCCAAGGCAACGCCGGUCUCACGCCUGUGGUGAUCCAUCACUAUCAUAGCCACAGCGCAUCAAGUCGAGACUCCAAGCAUAGCAAGCGAUCUUCUCACUUGCUGUGCGCAGCGCCAUCAUCUGCGGGCUCAUCACCCCGAAGCUCCAUUGACUCUACUUCAUCGUGGAGAGAGAGUGGUGACAGCGUCUAUAGUGUUCGGGCCAUUGGUCCUGGUUCCAAGAGCUCUCGAGCCCUGAGACCGAGAAAGCCUGCGGCCAAGGCUGGCGCUGCUGGCAAGGCUGAUGCUGAUGCAGCGGAGGCUCUCAAAGUGGUUCCCAAUGCAAACCGAGGAAUCCCCGGUGUUCCAAGCAUUCCCGCCAAGUAUGCCUUUGGAGAAGAUCGAGAAAAUGGACAGGCCUGGCGAGGGCUGAGACGGUGAAGACUUCUAUUCGCAUUAACUACUAUUACUGGACUUUUGUUGCGGGCGUUGUCGGAACCACAUUUUUUUCAUCUCAAAACUUGCUUGUUCUUGAAUCAUCCGGGAUUCAAUAUUUAACGAAUUUUCUUUCUCUCUAUCACGAGAUAUGAUAUGAAUUUUUAUCGAACUCUUUUUUUUUCACAUAUACCCCAUCCGUUCGGAGGGCGACCAGAAAAUCUCUAGAAAACAACAAAAAAAA